AUGCCGACUCUCGAUGUUAGUGAGCUCAACAUUGUGCUUGCAGCGCUGGGCGCCUUUGUUAUUCUCUAUGGCAUUAUAUCGGUCAAGAUCAGACAGUCAUGGUAUCUGGGCAUCGCCCUCCCGGCAGUGGUAGUCGGAAUCAUACUCGGGCCCGUGGCUGCCAAGUUCAUCGAAGCCGAUAAAUGGGGUGCCGGUCAUGAGGGUCAAACGCGGAGCAUCACACUGGGCGUUACUAGAGUCAUGAUCGGUCCCCAACUUGUCAUGGCAGGCUAUCAACUCCCCGCUCGAUACUGCCUCACCCGCUGGCGGGAGAUGGCACUCUGUCUGCUACCGAUAAUGACCAUGAUGUGGAUCUGCACGACACUCUGCGUUAUAGCAACUGUGCCUAAAGUUAAGGUUCUUUCGGCUUUGGUUAUUGCGUCCUGCGUUGCGUGUACCGAUCCAGUCCUCUCACAGGCUAUUGCCAAGGGUCCAUUUGCGGACAAGUUCGUGGCGCGUCCCCUGAGAGAGAUCAUCUCGGCAGAGGCCGGAGCGAACGAUGGGUUCGGGUUCCCGUUCUUGAUGCUAGCAGUGUACAUCAUGCGCUGCACUGGAGGGGGAAGAGUAGAAGAACGGGCCAACGACACGGAGGUGUUGCUCUCUCGGACAAAAGAAUCGGAUAUGGGCAUCGGAGUGGCCCUCAAAGAGUGGUUUCUCGAAACCUGGCUAUACAUGAUGAUUCUAUCUGUGGUAUAUGGGAUCGCGGUUGGAUAUAUCUCUCGGAAGAGUAUUGACUUCUGCUUGAAACGGAAAUGGAUCGACAACGAAUCCUUUCUCCUCCUCCCUACAGCAAUAGGACUAUUCAUUGUCGGAACGUGCGGAGCCAUCGGCACCGACGACUCGUUGGCCUGUUUCGUGGCAGGCUGCGCCCUCAACUGGAACGGACACUAUCUCACCGAAUCACAACGGCGUUACGACGAAGUCAACACAAGUAUACAAAUGCUUCUCAACUUUGGAGGCUUCUUCUAUAUCGGCACGGUAUUGCCUUGGUCUGCCUUCCAAGACCCUGGAGGCACGGGACUCACCUAUGGCCGACUCUUUUGUCUCGGCUUUAUGGUGCUAUUUCUGCGACGGAUCCCAGCUAUGCUCGUGGUGUACAAGUUGAUGCCAAAAGUUUGCAAGAACUACAAGGAAGCGCUAUUCAUGGGCUACUUUGGACCGAUCGGAGCUGGCGCCGUCUUUUACAUCGAAUACGCUCGAGAAGUCUUGCCUGAGUUCGGCGAGGGAAACACAGAAGAGACAGACCUGGUACUGGCGAUUGGUCCUGUCGUCUACUGGCUCGUCUUAUUCUCCAUCGUUGUUCACGGACUAUCUAUCCCGGCUCUUGAUGCCAUCUACACCUUUUGCGGAGUCAAGCCCAUUCACGAUGACGCAGUCGAGAUUAGGAGGUGCUCUCGCCUGUCAGCAACGCCGGUGAAUGGGACACCACUUGGACGAGACUCUUUUCUUUUGUUUAAUCGGUUUAGUAGGCCGACCAUGGAAGAGGAAGGGUUACCAGUGAUCGAAGCUGCUUCUACCAGAGGGUCUUCGACUGAGAUCGCUACGGACAGUGAUGAGGAGCGCAAGAGUUCGGAUUCAAGGGAUCGUGAGCGUAGAGUUCUUUAA
This is a messenger RNA of Fusarium falciforme, 1644 nucleotides long. Its product is annotated as Na-H-Exchanger domain-containing protein. NCBI's taxonomy places the organism in Eukaryota, Fungi, Ascomycota, Sordariomycetes, Hypocreales, Nectriaceae. Gene Ontology annotation, cellular component: plasma membrane. Gene Ontology annotation, biological process: sodium ion export across plasma membrane; proton export across plasma membrane; regulation of membrane potential. Gene Ontology annotation, molecular function: sodium:proton antiporter activity. The transcript has 5 exons. The record is from RefSeq and is a predicted model, not a curated record. The coding region runs from base 1 to 1644 and encodes 547 amino acids.